Danio rerio (zebrafish) is the source of this 2118-nucleotide messenger RNA. The record is from RefSeq and is a predicted model, not a curated record. NCBI's taxonomy places the organism in Eukaryota, Metazoa, Chordata, Actinopteri, Cypriniformes, Danionidae.
AGCGCACGACUGAUAACACGCUGAGACUUGAGGCAGUUCAGAAUGUGGAUAGUGUCAGAAGUAUGUAAGCACCGGAGCGGGUUCAGAAAACACUGAAGUAAAACAGCAGGAAACACUGAUUUACCUGAGGAGGAACUGCAGGAGAAGGAAAACUGACACAUUUAAAAACCCAGUCGUAGAGUUUCAUCUACUGGAACACUCAGAAGGUUGCCAAGAUGGCGUUGAACCUUCUGUCCCCCUCUGCUUUUCUCGAGAUCGCUCCAUCCUCCAUCCCAAUGGCCCUUCAGAGUCCAUCUUUCUACACCUCAACACUACAUCCCACAAAUCUCUCCAACAAUACCAGCGGCAGAGGCAGCAUCGUGGACAACAAAGGCGGAGCGAUAACUGGUGCUGCAAUCCUCAGCCUCGUCUUCCUCCUGGGCGUCCCAGGGAACGUCUUUAUCAUGUGGAGCAUCUUGGCCCGAGCGCGGCGUCGCUCCAUCACCACCCUGCUGAUCCUGAACCUGGCCUUCGCUGAUGGCUUCCUCAUGCUGCUCACACCCUUCUUCAUGGUGUAUCUGGUUCAGCGAAGUUGGGUUUUCAGCCUGGCGCUGUGCAAAGUCCUGUACUACCUCUGCUGCGCCAACAUGUAUGCCUCCAUAUUCAUGAUCAUGCUGAUGAGUCUGCACCGGCUGGUUGCGAUCGUGUGGCCAAAGCGAGUAGGGGCGAAGACAGAGCGGAAGAUGCUGACGCGGGUGCUGGUGGGACUCUGGGUUCUCGCUCUGGGACUUUCUGCACCCGUUUUAGCUUUCAGGAACAUCCUCAGCGACAGUAAAAAGCCUGAGAAAUUCGUGUGCGACUGCAUCCAUCCUGAAACACAAUAUGAGGUGAUGCAGUACUCUAUGGAAACGUUGCUGGGCUUCUUGUUGCCGUACGGCGUGAUCAUUGGAAGUUACACUUGUAUCCUGCGCAGAAUCCGCAAGACACGCUUUCGUAGACGCAUUCGCAGUGAGAAGCUCAUCCUGGUGAUUGUCGUCACCUUCGGACUCUUCUGGCUACCGUAUCACAUCAUAAACAUGGUGCAGGUGACUGCCGCUUUACUCCCAGAAGGAUCUGCAGCAAAACACAGACUGCAGGAAAUCAGGGCGAAUAUGCGAGCACUCACCUCCACCGUGGCCUUCGUCAGCAGCUGCAUAAACCCUGUCCUCUACACAUUCGCCGGGAAGUCCUACAUCCGCCGGGAGGGUCUGGCCUUCAUGGCACGCCUGUUUGAGGGAACUGCACUGGAAUCCACACGCAAGAUCCGGAGGAGCAACCAGAACAGCAGAGAGCGGGACAAAGAGACGGACGAGGGAGACAGUAUUAAAGACAAAGACUCUGAUUCCAUCAAUACCAUUAACGCAAACUCUGUUAUCAAAGUUGCGCCCCAGAAAAAUGGAAAGUGAGGUAAGUCUAGUUGUGGUUCCUGAAGGGAAAGUCUGUGGUGCAAGCAAUGGAUUGUAUGUUGUUUUAGUGUUGCGUGGUGAGUAAAUUGGUACAUCUUGCUCUUCAAAUUAAAAACUUUGUACCAAUUACGUACCAGAAAAAUCACAAGAGAACAAGUGGACCAGUGUCUAAGACAGAGACAGAGGACUGAGAGCGGCAGGUCUUUAUACAUAAUGAGCUAAACAAGAAACAGGUUGAAACAAUUACUAGUUUACAAUCCCGUGAAGAGAUCAACCUGGAAUACUUGGAGCUUUGUUUAUUCCUGCUCUGUCUCUUUGUCCAGGAGAGGGCGCCACAAAACUGACACAGGACAUCUGACAGAAAGAGACCAGUGUUCUUUACAUCCGGACCCUGAGUGGUGUCAAAGGUUAUAACCAAAUACUCAAAACUGGCCCAGUCAGAUAAGUUUGGCCGCAUUCUAAGAUUUAAGAUGGAAGUUGUUGUUUGUGCUGGUAAACGAUGACAGUUACUUCUAAAUUAAUAGUAAUGCUUUUCCCACAACAUUUGCUUUGUUGUACUACUGGUUAUACGGAGUUUUAUUAUUACUUUGACAUUCAUUUUACUAGUGUAGAAAUUAAACACUCUAAAAAAGGUUCGUCAGUGGUUCUUUGGCUUGUAAUCCUAAGUAAGCCCUGCUGAAAAAUCCAACUUAAA